This is a messenger RNA of Alternaria novae-zelandiae, 1323 nucleotides long. RefSeq lists its product as uncharacterized. The record is from RefSeq and is a predicted model, not a curated record. The coding region runs from base 1 to 1323 and encodes 440 amino acids. The transcript has 6 exons. Gene Ontology annotation, molecular function: pyruvate dehydrogenase (acetyl-transferring) kinase activity. Gene Ontology annotation, biological process: protein phosphorylation; regulation of glucose metabolic process. Gene Ontology annotation, cellular component: mitochondrion. Lineage: Eukaryota; Fungi; Ascomycota; Dothideomycetes; Pleosporales; Pleosporaceae.
AUGCCACGCGCAUAUUUCGAGCUACAAACGCUCACCCAGCAUGUUUGCCUUUCCGUCGCGCCCGCGUGGAGACCGUCUUCGGCCUUGGACGAAUGGGUGCAGCGUGAAGCCAGACCCAUAAGUCUGCGCCAGUUGACUUUCUUUGGAAGAACUUUGACAGAGUCUCGUCUCAUCGACUCGGCUAACUACUGCCGUCUGGAGCUUCCCACGAGACUUGCGCACCGAUUGCGUGAUAUUCAGACCCUACCAUACGUUGUCGUCGCGAACCCUCAUCUAGCUCAUGUAUACGAGUCGUAUCUACGCGCUUUCGAACGCUUCCGCCGCGUACCUGAGAUAAAAUCGCUGGAAGAUAACGAGAAGUACUGCAAGGUGCUGGAAGAGACGUUGACCGAGCAUGCCACUGUCAUACCCCGCCUCGCCAUUGGUGUUCUCGAAGUUCGGGGCCUGAUGAAGGCUGAGGAGACGGACAAGUUCAUGACCACCAUGUUGCGAUCGCGCAUCUCGCGACGCGUCAUUGCGGAACAACAUCUAGCACUGACCGAGACUUUCGAUUCGCCAUGGCAUUUCCCGCAGGCCGAAGUUCAUCCCCACGACCAAGAGGCAGUCGGCGAGAUAUUUUUGCGUUGCAAUGCGAAGGAGAUAGUCGAGAAUUGCGGCAAGACGAUGCAGGAGCUCAUCAGGACCGCUCAGGGCCCACAUGUCGAAAUUCCUGAGAUCAAGGUCUACGGUCACCUUGACGCGACGUUCCCGUACAUCCUGAGUCAUCUCGAGUAUAUUAUUGGCGAGCUCUUACGCAACUCUAUCCAAGCUGUCAUCGAGGAGCGUAAGUCGAAAGACGCCAAGCUGCCGCCUAUUGAGGUAUUGAUCUGCGAAACCUCGCAGCACGUUAUUAUCCGAAUUUCUGAUCAAGGUGGUGGCAUCCCGAACGAAGUCUUGCCAUACCUGUGGAGCUUCAGCAAGGGUCCUAGGCGUGAGAAAAGGCUGCGAAAUCUGGCGAGGGUACCAAAACUACUGGGAACAUUGCAGGAGCUGCAGGUGCCUGGAGGUGAAUCUGCAGCACAGGUGCAACAACGUCUAGAUAGGAGGUCCAAGCACGGCGAUUCGGGGCUGUAUCACGGCUCGCUGUCUUCCUUGACCAGCCGCGCACCAGACCUGCGUCUUGGUAUUGGACUUCCUAUGUCGCGACUAUAUGCUGAAUACUGGGCUGGCAGUCUCGAAAUCCACAGCCUGGAAGGCUAUGGCGUCGAUGCUUUCCUUCAAAUCUCGAAGCUUGGCAACAAAAAUGAACGACUCACUACACGAGCCUCAAUGGACGCCAUUUAG